This is a messenger RNA of Papilio polytes (common Mormon), 661 nucleotides long. RefSeq lists its product as uncharacterized. Lineage: Eukaryota; Metazoa; Arthropoda; Insecta; Lepidoptera; Papilionidae. Bases 62 to 598 code for a protein of 178 amino acids. The transcript has a single exon. The record is from RefSeq and is a predicted model, not a curated record.
ACCAGGACAGUGUAGACACGAAAAUAAUAUUGUUUUUCUAAACAUAUUUCGUGUCCUUAAAAUGGCGGGAAUUUAUCUCAAAUUCACUUUAUGUUUUGUGCUACUCGUGAGUUUGGAAUGUCGUGUGAUAAAAAUCAUAGACGAUGAGGAUUCAAAUAACGAUAUCGUUGUCAAGAUUAUAUUGAAAAAUAAGAAAAGAGAACAUUCGAAAAUUAAAAAAGAUGAAGACACUAAAUUAAAAGAAGUCCUUGGUGAAACGGAUAAGGAAAAAGCAGAGGCGAAACUGAGAGAAAUUAUAGAAGAAAUGAAAAAAGAAAUGCAUAAAAAAUCAGACAAAAAUGAAGGUCAUGAGGAAGACACAAAUGCAUUAUCUGGUGAUAACAACUUUGAAUUAUCUAAGAAAGAAUUGCCAGAUAAUUUCAAAGAAUCAGAAGAUGAGCCAAGGGAUUCUAUUUCGGACAACUUGAUUGACAAGGAAACACCUCAGUUGACUUCAGAAUUCGUCCCUAAGCUUAAUUCUCGCAGUGGCAUCCAAGUCGGUUCUUGUCCAUCAGGGUUUAUAAGAAGAGGACCUCUUUGUUUACCAGCCGAUAAGUAAAAUGUAACUUAACUGUAAUAGAGAAAAAAGACUUAUUUAUUUAUUGUUUUGUAAAUUUUUAAA